Brugia pahangi is the source of this 2940-nucleotide messenger RNA. The record is from the annotation of a GenBank genome assembly. NCBI's taxonomy places the organism in Eukaryota, Metazoa, Nematoda, Chromadorea, Rhabditida, Onchocercidae.
AUGCUAAAUGGAAAGAGGCAAAUACAAAAUGUUAAGCUUACCAGCUUUCGGAAACAUCAUGGAAUUAAAGUUGGUUAUGAUGUAUUGUUAAAAAUGGACAUAGGCACUAAUGAACUUACACGUCCAUUUCGAAUUCCAAGGCGGAGAACUGGUGAAAAUAGCGUAGCGGAUGGUAUACCGGAUAAGACAAAACGACUUCGUUUGGGAGGUCAGUCAGAUUCACGUUCUCCACUUGCUUCGACAUCUUCGAUUCGCAAGAACGAUUCAGCAUUUUCUAGUCGCAUUGUGCCGCUCACUAAAAAGAAGACUACACAGGACCACCAGCAAACCUCCACACACUCAAGAAAAUCGAAACCUGGAGAACUUUUUGAUCGAAUCUUAGACUCUAUGGUAAACCCUCCGAAAGAGCGGAAAAAAGAUACACCUCAAGAUGAUAUCGAUGAAGCAGGUCCAAGUGGUAUGACGGCUAAUAUCAUUAGUAGUCCACCUAAACGAAGUACUUCCGGACUUACGCGUGAAGAUUUGGAGCGUCAUCAGAAUGAUGACUCGUCAUGCUAUGCAUUCAUGCAAAGAGAGGGAUUAAUGGAGCGUUUACUUGGACAUAAAAUGCUUACGGGCCGUGUGGAUUCUCAUGUUGUCCUUGGUUUUUUACCAUUUGAUCCUAAAGAUAAUUUGCCAUCCAGAAAUCGCAAAAAUUCAAAUAGUAAAGUGGAUGAUUUUCCAAUUAUAUGUGAACCGCCACCUGUUGGUGUUGCAAAUGAGGAAAGACGGGGGCCAAAAACGCCACCUGGUUCACCAGGGCAUGACGCUAAUUCAUCAGUACUCUCUUCACGAGGUGUUGGUUCGGCUUCACCUUCCAGUCCUCCGCCUCCUCCUCCUGUCGAUGAAACCCUUGUUUUAUCAGUAGAGGGUAGUAAACCAAAAAUAGAGGAAACGCCUGAUUUGAUAGCUGAAAUGGCAGAACUUACGAAACUUCCGCAUAAUCAGCUGGCAGAAUGUUUGGGUGAAGAGUUACAGAAAGCGAUGAAACAGGUUGAUCACAAAGUCUUACUUGAAACACUGAAAGAUGCAUUGCUAAAGGUUGGCAAGAAAAACGAUGAUCAACAAGACGGGCAAAAUCAGACAGCUUCCAAAGAAGACAUCCACAUGUAUCCAGUAGAAAUGGAUCUGGAAAGUAAUAAAAGUGUUAGUGGGAAUGGCGUCUUGUUGCCACCUCCACCACCUGCACCUCUGACACCACCCUCACCGAAUAUGGUUCCAGCUUUACCCGUUGGCCUUUCUACUGCCCCUGUAGUGAUGGCAUCUGCCGUUUUGCCAACACCCCCACCACCUCCACCCUUGGUUAUGUUGCAUCCUGCUAAUGCCUCUCAGGUUCUUGUUAGCACGUCAACAACAGGAAAUGCUCCAUCUUUAUAUUCAUAUUUUCCUCCACCUCACCAGCUUACUGUUGAUCAAAAUAUUAGCUCUUCUACGGUUGCUGGCCCUCAAAAAUCAUCUACUGCUGCUGCAUCUGUUAUUUUCGGUGGUGUACCAUAUGCCGCUAAUCUUGUUGCAUCAUCAUCAUUAACGGUACCAACAGUGCCAUCUUUAAAUCUUGCAUCACAUGCAACAGCGCAACCUUCAGGAAUAAUGAGUGCAUUCCAGAAUAUUUCCACAACACUAUCCCAUGUUACUGCAACUCCUACUGCUUCUGCCGCUGCACCAUAUACAAAUCAAACUCCAGCAUUUGCGUUAUAUCCUGGCUCAUCUUCUGAGCAAUUACCACCCACCACAGCCGCCUUUGCAGCUAGCAAUCACUAUCCAUCAGUCACGCUUGCGCACAACAGUCAUUAUAGCUCAGCGAAUGUUAGUAAUAAUAACAGCCCAAUAUUAAAAUCGAAUAAUCACCCAGCUGUUAUGCUACCACCAACAGUGCUACAUCCUUAUGCCAGUGCUACAAAUUACAAUAUCUGUAAUACUUCGAUAUCAUCAUAUUCGGUCCCUACUACUUCUUGCACAACCACCACAGCCAGUGGAUCAUUGACAACAUCAACGUCCUUGCAACAGCAAUUACACCAGCAGCCUCCAAAACCGCUGAUAGUAUCAAAUGCAUCAUUCGGCUGCGGGUCACAUCAGACCGGAACUGGUACUUAUUCAACUGCAAGCAGCAAUUGCAAUUUCUCCGAAUUAAGAACAUCACAAAAUCCGUAUCGCUCUCAGUAUCGGACUACAAAUUAUUCUCCACCACCACUACAACAGCAUCAUCAAAAGCAUCAAAAUCCAGGGACCUCAGCAGAUAGUACUGCUGGUACUAGUACUUUCGGUACACAACAUCAGCAGGACGAAAAAUCUUUCUCCACUGGUUAUUCAUGUCUUCCACCUCUUCAGAUGCAAGCUUCCCUGGAAUCUCUACCUACAAACAAUGCAGCAUUCAAUGGUGGUGAGACAAGCUCAUCGCGGUUUCUUUCAUCUGGUGCUGGUGCUAUGAAAACAGAAUCUGUUCCGAUUAACGCAGCUUUAGCGUCGGGCUACAAUUCUGAUUUAUCACUACCUGGAGGAGCUGUCAAUAGCACAUCAGGGAAUUUUGGCAGCUCGAAAUCAUCUGAUGAGCCAGUUUCAGUGCCAUCCAGUCAAAAUGUUAUUAAAACAUUGCUUUCUGCUUUAUCUAUCCCACAGAGCAGUGAUAGCGCUGCUACUGUUACUGGCGGUGUUGCUUCCAAUAAUCCCACUUCAGUACCUGAAAUUAACGAUGGAGAUCGGGAGGUUGAUUUUUGUUGGCCACCGGCAAAUAUGGAUGCUCGCUGGUCCCAUGAACCUGGUCCAUCUGUAUCCGAAAAGGCGAAAAAAACAAUACUACACCAGCCGCCAUCAUCAUCCUCUCAGUCAACGAAUACUUCGCGGAUGAUGUUUUUUGAUCAACCGAUGAAGGUUCAUAUAUUUAUUGUAUUUGUUCAUACAUAA